Messenger RNA from Punica granatum (pomegranate), 3057 nucleotides. Lineage: Eukaryota; Viridiplantae; Streptophyta; Magnoliopsida; Myrtales; Lythraceae. The record is from RefSeq and is a predicted model, not a curated record.
CUCCUCUCUUCCAUCCGUUCUUCUUCUUCUUCAUCUCCUCCCUCCUCCGUGUUGGUGCUGGCGAGUGCAGAGGAGGGCGAGAAGGCACAGCGAGAGAGAGACGUGUGGAGAGAUGAGCGGGCACGAUUCCAAGUACUUCUCGACGACCAAGAAGGGAGAAAUCCCCGAGCUCAAGGAGGAGCUCAAUUCGCAGUACAAGGACAAGAGAAAAGAUGCCGUGAAGAAAGUAAUUGCUGCGAUGACUGUGGGAAAAGAUGUUUCUUCAUUGUUUACGGAUGUUGUAAAUUGCAUGCAGACAGAAAAUUUGGAGUUGAAGAAGCUUGUUUAUUUGUAUCUGAUAAAUUAUGCCAAAAGUCAGCCUGACUUAGCAAUACUUGCGGUCAACACCUUUGUGAAGGAUUCACAAGACCCAAAUCCAUUAAUUCGUGCUUUGGCUGUACGAACAAUGGGAUGCAUUCGUGUUGAUAAAAUAACUGAAUAUCUAUGCGACCCCCUUCAGCGGUGUCUCAAGGAUGAUGAUCCAUAUGUUCGCAAAACAGCAGCAAUAUGCGUUGCUAAACUUUAUGACAUAAACGCUGAAUUAGUGGAAGACAGGGGCUUUUUGGAGUCUCUCAAGGACUUGAUCUCUGACAAUAACCCAAUGGUCGUAGCAAAUGCUGUAGCUGCUCUUGCUGAAAUUCAGGAGAAUAGCAGUAGGCCUAUCUUUGAGAUCACAAGUCACACACUCUCAAAGCUUCUCACUGCUCUCAAUGAGUGCACCGAAUGGGGUCAGGUUUUCAUAUUAGAUGCCCUCUCGAGAUACAAAGCUGCUGAUGCUCGAGAAGCUGAGAAUAUAGUGGAGAGAGUCACUCCUCGAUUACAACAUGCAAAUUGUGCAGUUGUUCUGUCAGCAGUCAAGAUGAUCCUCCAACAAAUGGAGCUUAUUACCAGCACUGAUGUAGUUCGGAAUCUCUGCAAAAAGAUGGCUCCUCCUCUUGUCACAUUACUCUCUGCAGAACCAGAGAUUCAGUAUGUUGCAUUAAGGAACAUCAAUCUUAUUGUUCAAAGGCGACCUACCAUUCUGGCCCAUGAAAUAAAGGUGUUCUUCUGCAAAUACAAUGAUCCGAUUUAUGUGAAGAUGGAGAAGUUAGAAAUCAUGAUAAAGCUUGCUUCUGACAGAAAUAUUGAUCAGGCAUGUAAAGAAGGCUUAUUUUGCUCUUUGUUCUAUAUUGUAUGAUCCUAUCUACAUUACCUGAGAUAUUUGCUUGCUGAAAAAUGCUGCAGGUAUUACUGGAGUUUAAAGCUUUAUGUUUUAAUUGACGAAAGAGCUGUCUAGUUUAAAUCUUUAGUGUAUUUAUGUUCCAAGCUUGAGCCUCUCAUUUGCCUGUGUUUCUUGAAGGCAUCAAUGAUCUGGAUUAUUGGUGAAUAUGCUGAAAGAAUUGACAAUGCUGAUGAGCUUCUUGAGAGCUUUUUGGAGAGUUUCCCUGAAGAGCCUCCACAGGUCCAGCUGCAAUUACUGACAGCAACGGUCAAACUAUUCCUAAAGAAGCCAACUGAUGGCCCACAGCAAAUGAUUCAGGUGGUUCUGAAUAAUGCCACCGUGGAGACAGAUAAUCCUGACCUACGGGAUCGUGCCUACAUCUAUUGGCGCCUUUUGUCAACUGAUCCUGAGGCGGCUAAAGAUGUCGUGUUAACUGAAAAACCGGUGAUUACUGAUGAUUCCAAUCAGCUCGAUCCAUCUCUUCUCGACGAACUUCUCUCCAACAUUGCUACGUUGUCAUCUGUGUAUCACAAGCCUCCAGAGGCAUUUGUCACCCGUGUGAAGACUGCAACACAGAGAAGUGAAGAUGAUGAGUAUCCUGAUGGUAGUGAAGGAGGAUACGCUGAAUCUCCUGCUGCUGGUGUUGAUGGGGUCGCCUCACCAGAGACUAGUUCAGGCAGUGUUCUGCAGACUGCUGCAAGACAAACUUCCCCUGCACAAGCUACCUCUCCUCCUGCUCCUGUACCUGAUUUGCUUGGUGAUCUGAUAGGCCUUGACAAUAGUGCUAUUGUACCAGUUGAUCAGCCUUCAGAAUCUGCUGGGCCCCCUCUGCCUGUUUUGUUGCCAGCUUCCACGGGUCAAGGCUUACAGAUCAGUGCUCAAUUAAUACGGCAUGAUGGUCAAAUAUUUUACAGCAUCUUGUUUGAGAACAACUCGCAGAUGCUUCUUGAUGGGUUCAUGAUUCAGUUCAACAAGAACAGCUUUGGUCUUGCCUCUGCUGGGCCCCUUCAGGUUCCACCACUACAACCUGGGACGUCUGGGAGAACUCUUCUUCCAAUGGUUUUGUUCCAGAAUAUGUCCACGGGUCCCCCAAGCUCUCUUCUGCAAGUAGCUGUUAAAAAUAAUCAACAGCCAGUGUGGUACUUCAACGACAAAAUUUCCCUGCUACCGUUCUUCACUGAGGAUGGAAGAAUGGAGCGUGCUAGCUUUCUCGAGACAUGGAGGUCCCUUCCUGACACCAACGAGGUCUCCAAGGAUCUGCCUGGAGCAGUGGUGACUAGUGCGGAAGCAACCCUUGACCGAAUGGCAGCGUUCAACCUGUUCUUCAUUGCGAAGCGGAAGCAUGCGAACCAAGAUGUGUUCUACUUCUCCGCGAAGAUCCCUAGAGGCAUACCCUUCCUUAUUGAGCUCACUAUGGUGGUUGGAGUCCCCGGGGUCAAGUGUGCGGUCAAAACUCCAAACGCCGAGCUCGCACCCCUCUUCUUUGAAGCCAUCGAGACCCUCCUCAAGAGUUGAGAUCUCACCCAUUCCAUUGUGUUUUACUGCAAUUGAUUUUUAUCCACUUCCAAUUAGUAUCUGUAAAUUCACAACACCUGCUGAGAUUUUGGUUGAUUUUCCUUAUUUUCAGUGUUUGCUCGACUGCUUAUUGGUCCGCAAUCAUUGGUUUUUGUAUUAGCGCAAAAUUAAUGGUUCUAGGGAGGUUUUUACACUCAUGCAGUGGCUUAAAUGUGUGUAUGGUUCAACUUCAUUGGAUGUAAACUUGUGUCUUUUGAACGAGUUCGAUGUAUUGAUCUAUAGAACAUCUUUUUUCGUUUUCU